Carcharodon carcharias (great white shark) is the source of this 3087-nucleotide messenger RNA. It is a transcript of the gene rabl2, whose product is annotated as RAB, member of RAS oncogene family-like 2. The transcript is spliced from 8 exons. The coding region runs from base 1341 to 2033 and encodes 230 amino acids. Gene Ontology annotation, cellular component: Golgi apparatus; endosome. The record is from RefSeq and is a predicted model, not a curated record. NCBI's taxonomy places the organism in Eukaryota, Metazoa, Chordata, Chondrichthyes, Lamniformes, Lamnidae. Gene Ontology annotation, molecular function: GTP binding; GTPase activity.
AGAUAGCGGAAGGAAUAGAAGGAAAGAGAUUUAGAGAACGAGGAAUAAAAAUAGAGACAGAUUUAAUUUUUAGAUUGGCAAAAAGAGAGGCUGGCAAUAGUCAAUAAAAGGGAGCUGAAAUAUACAUUUGUAUACACAGGGAGAAUACACAGGAGGCGGUUAUAUACUGAUAAAUUUAACUGCAGAGAGAGGCUAAAAUACAAGACUGACCUGCUGUGCAUUUUUUUCUUAAUUUAUGCUUCUACUGGGACUAAGAAGGGUUGAGAGACACUCAAGGCCAGCAAGGUAAAUUUGUAAUGGGACUGGGAGACUGAGGUUCAGAGAGAUAAACAAAGGGACAGCUGUGGAUCUAGACUAAGAGAGGGACCGCAAGAGGGACUGAGAUGGACAAAGAGAUGGAGUCAUUCAGACAAAGAGACAGCUAACAACAAUUCUCUCUAGAAGAAAGACUGUGAGAUAUAUACACAAAAAUAAUACCAAUACACCAGGAAAACACACUUAGAAAUAAAGAGCAGAAACAAACCCAGGGAAAUUUUAAAAACAGGGUGAAGGGUCAGAGGGCCAGAUAUAGGCUAUUGAGAAGCAGAAAGCAUAGGGCAGUGAUCAAAAUAGGACCCACAGAGAGAAAGUGACAUUAGGCUGAGGCAUUGAGGGCAUUAGCAAAGCUGGGAGAAAGAAGCUGAGAUAUUGUGUGAGAGAGAUUUUCAAUCUUACAGACAAGCAAAGAGAGAAUGAGAGGGACAGAGAAACAAGACUUUAAGUCAAAAAUCUGAAGGGAGGGAGUGAGAAAUAAACUAAUGAAAAGAAUGCAGAGAGAGCCAGGACAAUAGAACUUAUUGUGACAGACUGAUACGUUGAGAAGAGAAAGAGAGAGAGGAACUGGAUCAUAGAACAAAAAGAGAAGUCUGAGAUUAAGACAGGCACAAACAAACUGUGUCAGGAUAUACAGGGACAGAAAAUAGUCAGGGGCAGGGGAAGAUUUAUAGAGCCUGAUAUUGAGAGAAGUGGAGAGACGCAUGCAGAGGUGUUCAGCAUUAAAAUAAUCUAGUUUAACAAUAUUACACUAGUCACAAGUUUAUAUUGGGUUUAGAAUGGGGACAGAAUAGAUUUGUGAAUAAUUCAGAAAAAGAGCAGUAACACAGCAAGGUAUGUAAAGAAAGAGUGGAAGAUUCAAAAGCAGUUGUGUGCAGAUUAAUGGGCAGAGUAGAGGCAGAGCAGGAGGACUAGAGUGCAUUGAGCUUGCGGGGAGUAGCAGGCAGGCUCAGAGACACAACAAUUGGUGGAGGAGCAGCAGGAGAUCGAGACCAGUCACUCAAAGCUGUGACAUUGUCAGGACCGGUAUGGCCACAGAGAGCAGCAGUAUGGCCACAGAGAGCAGCAGCCUGUCCGACCUGAACCAAGACAAGUACGAUGGGGACGAGCACAUCAAAAUUAUCUGUCUGGGAGACAGCGCUGUUGGAAAAUCCAAGUUGAUGGAAAGGUUCCUGAUGGACGGAUAUCGCCCCCAGCAGUUGUCCACUUAUGCACUGACGCUGUACAAGUACACUACCACUGUCAAUGACAAGACUGUUUUAGUGGAUUUCUGGGACACAGCGGGGCAAGAACGUUUUCAGAGUAUGCACCCAUCUUAUUACCAUAAGGCACAUGCCUGUAUCAUGGUGUUUGACGUCCAGCGGAAGAUAACUUACAAAAAUCUGAGUAACUGGUACACAGAGCUGAGGGAGUCUCGGCCCGAAAUCCCCUGUGUGGUUGUUGCUAACAAAAUAGAUGCCGACCUGAAAAUCACACAGAAAAGCUUCAACUUCGCCAAGAAACAGGGGCUGCCCUUUUAUUUUGUGUCGGCAGCAGACGGAACCAAUGUUGUCAAGCUGUUUCGAGACACGAUAAAGCUAGCAGUGUCAUACAAGCAGAACACUAGUGAUUUCAUGGAUGAAGUCAUGCGGGAGCUGGAGAACUUUGACCUUGAAACAAAGGAGGACACAGCGGCCAAGAAUGAUGACCAAUCAAAGGAUGAGAAAUCCCAAUCACCAUGACAAUGUUCGCAGAGGGGAGGAGCCUUGAUAUUGGAGCGAAGACUUGGAUACGCUCAGCUGUACACUGCAGGAAGAGACUCGACUCUGACCUCUCAACUUUAACACCCAUCUGUCCAGACUGAGCAAGGAGCUUGGCUGAAGUACAAGGGCAAUGGCAAACUGGAUUGCAUGCUUGGGAGGGACUAUAUUCUCCCAUACAUUCCUCACCCCCUGAUUCGAGCUGUUCGUCUAUUUAAAAAAAAACAGCAGGUGAAGAAAGGACAGUUGUUGUUCAACGUUUUGGGUGAGGUGGGAGAUGAAUGAGAAGAACACAAUAUCUUGUAGCUCUGAUGUUUAUGUACAAUAACAUGUCUGCAUCUUUUCUCAUGCUAGCGAGUAGCAGUGUGCAGAAAUGUCCCUACCCCCAGUUCUGUGUGUUGUCAUAGUGACCUUGGCCUUGCACUCGAAUAAUUGAUUAUAAAUUGCUGUCUGUUGUGUGAGCCUCUCUGCUUGACCCUUUCUGUGGAGCUUUGUAUUACUUUGUGAUGUUACUUUCACCUGUGCUGGGUGUGAAACCAGGUGAAGUCUCAGGGUCACGCGUGCCCAGUAUGGGUGAACCUACCCCCCAUCUGGUGCAGGUUAGAAACACAAAGGCUAAGGUGAAAAAGAAAACAAGCCAUUUGUAGUUCUCUGGGUCACUGGAUGUGAAAAUGCACCACGUGGUGUGGUACUGGUAGUCCCAGCCACUGGUUCAACUCAGCUUUGCCAAAGCAGAGGCCUGGUGACUAGCCUCAGUACCAUUCUGGUGAAUCUAUCAUUUGUAUGGGCUGCCAUCCACUGGACAGUGGAGUAGCUUGCCCAGAAGUCACCUCUGGUCCCUUUGAACAAGCUACUAUUGGGAGGGUAAUGCACAUAGAAUCCAUACCCCAGUGAGAGUUGGUAUUUUCAGAAGAUUCAAAGAGUAAGUUCCGCAUUAUUGCUAUCUGUACGUUUAUGUUUCAUGGAGUUUGUAUUGCUCACUGCUCCUUGAUGUGUAUCAGCUCAGUGUGGCAUUAAUUAAAACAAUAUCCGAUUG